AUGUUCACGACUCACAGCGCACAGUCGCAGGCGCAGGCCAAUCAGUCGUGCUGGGUGCGCAACUGGCCACGCGCUUUUCUCGGCAUGUCGCUUGCCGUCGUCCUGCUGUCCUUUGUGGGCAUCAUCCUGAGCUUUAUCAAGAUCAUCUACUCCCCGAAUGUGGUGCUGCUGAAUGUGUACUGCCUCAUCUUCAGCCUGCUCGGCCUCUCUGCAGAGCUGCGGCAGUUUUCAGUGCUACGCAGAGUCGUGUACAAGUGGAUGAAGUAUUUUUACUUCCUCGUCUACUACCGCGCCCGUGGCAUCUUUUACAUCCUUUUCGGCAUUUUGCUGCUCGGCAACGGCACCAUUGAGACCGUCGGCGGCGUCGUCGCAAUUGUACUUGGCGUGUUGAUGCUACUCGUGGGCGUGGGGGUGGGCCUGCCCGAGUUCGAGGACGCGGCAGAGGCGAGGCGCGUCCAGGAGGAGUUCCAGCGGUACUACGGCGGCGGCUCAUCGAGCUCUGCCGCGCCAGCGGCAGCGUCCGUCCCAGCGCCGGCUUCCUCAGCCACCAACAACUGUGGGCAGGUUGUGACCCUUGCCGUGCCGGCGGGAGCCAACUUAUACCGCGAGUACAACUUCGGCGACUCGCCACUCAGGGAAGAGCCUACGGCGAUCAGCAACCCCAAGUCAAGCGCGAAUCCCUAUGAGGAAGAGAGUGGCCUCCAGAGAGAGGGGCCCAAUAUGUUCGCCACCACCGUAACCCCGCCGGUGUCGGAGACUCGCCUCACACGCGGUGAAAGUGAGAGUACAUUGAAGCAGGAGUUCGCGCAGGCGAUGGCCAAAGACGUUGAAGAGGAUCUUAAGUAG
Leishmania braziliensis MHOM/BR/75/M2904 is the source of this 846-nucleotide messenger RNA. RefSeq lists its product as hypothetical. The transcript has a single exon. Lineage: Eukaryota; Euglenozoa; Kinetoplastea; Trypanosomatida; Trypanosomatidae. The coding region runs from base 1 to 846 and encodes 281 amino acids. The record is from RefSeq and is a predicted model, not a curated record.